Mucor mucedo is the source of this 276-nucleotide messenger RNA. RefSeq lists its product as uncharacterized. NCBI's taxonomy places the organism in Eukaryota, Fungi, Mucoromycota, Mucoromycetes, Mucorales, Mucoraceae. The record is from RefSeq and is a predicted model, not a curated record. The annotation marks the transcript as partial. The transcript is spliced from 2 exons.
UUUAUGGCGUUUUUAGCAACCAAGAUCAGGAUUUGGAGGUUAUCUAUGCCAGCAAGCAAAAUUUAUAUCACAAAUUGUAUCGGUUCGGUCGAAGUGCCAGUCCAAGCAAAGACAUGUGAAGAGAAGUUAAGAAAGCUAAUUGACUUAUUUUGGUUGUUGAGGCUUCUGAUCAAGGAAUCAUAUCAAGCCAUGGAUGAACUUAAGGAAUCUCAUGCUAGGAACAUAAAAGUAAAGGCUAGGAAGUUGGAAGGUUAUGAUAAAGUUACAAGCUUGUGA